GAAAGUCGAUCUCAGGUUUGCUGCUAGGUGCUCAGUCAGCAGCAGGAGGAGGAGGGAGGGAGGAGGAGGAAGGGAUGAUCUCCGCCUCCGCGGGUUGCUGUUGACCGGGCUGCCCGGCGGUUCCGUUCGGCCCUUUCUCGGCUCUCCGACCGAGCCGUCGCGGCGGGCGGAGCGAUGCAGCACCCGGGUCCCCCCAAAGCUUCGCCGCCGCUGCCGCCGCUCUACGCUCCCAAUAACGGCGAUUUCACCUUCGUCUCCUCGGCCGAUGCCGAAGAUUUAAGUGGCUCAAUAGCAUCUACAGAUGUGAAACUCAACCUUGGAGGAGGAAAUGUGGAAUUUAUGAAAGAAUCCACAGCAACUACCUUCCUGAGGCAAAGAGGUUAUGGUUGGCUUUUAGAGGUGGAAGAUGAUGACCCUGAAGAUAACAAACCACUCUUAGAAGAAUUAGACAUUGAUCUGAAGGAUAUAUACUACAAAAUUCGGUGUGUCUUGAUGCCAAUGCCUUCUCUCGGAUUCAACAGACAAGUAGUAAGAGAUAAUCCUGAUUUCUGGGGCCCUUUGGCUGUUGUUUUAUUCUUCUCAAUGAUCUCAUUAUAUGGACAAUUCAAGGUGGUAUCCUGGAUUAUAACUAUUUGGAUAUUUGGAUCCUUAACCAUCUUCCUGUUGGCCAGGGUUCUUGGAGGAGAGGUUGCAUAUGGUCAAGUUCUGGGAGUGAUUGGAUAUUCUUUACUUCCUCUUAUUGUAAUAGCACCUGUACUCCUUGUAGUUGGAUCAUUUGAAAUUGUUUCUACUCUAAUAAAACUUUUUGGAGUGUUUUGGGCUGCAUACAGUGCUGCUUCCUUAUUAGUUGGUGAAGAAUUUAAAACCAAGAAGCCUCUUCUGAUUUAUCCCAUCUUUUUACUGUACAUUUAUUUUCUGUCUUUAUAUACUGGGGUGUGACCAAAAUUGCUAGAUUCAAACAAGGACAUUUUGAUCACCAUGAAGAAUGAACUGUUGGUGGAUAGAAAAGGCAAGUGACUAUAUCCUAUCAGGCGGACGAAGUUUCAGUAGUAUCCUUAAGUACAUCUGUGUAUUAUUAUUUAAGCAUUUUUAAUUAUAAUGCAGAUUUAUACCAGAGUUUAGGUUUGUUAGAUUUUUAAUGAAUACAGAUGGUAACAUUUAUAAAUAUGUUAUUUGAAGAAACUUAUUACUUGUGCCAAAAGCACGAGGUCCAUAUGAUAGGUAAACUGUCAUGGAACUUGAAAAAAAUGAGUGAACUAUAGUUCCCAUAAAUGUAUACAUCAACCAAUCCUCAUUGUUCCUAUAUUUUAAUGUGUAAUCUUGUCCACUCUUGACUUGGCUAUUGAGUUAUCAGUUCUGAUUUAAAGUUUUAUGUUGAUCAAAGAUUGGUUUAGGAAAUUUCAUCAUAAAGGGGAUUUAUGGUUGUCAUUACCAUCACAUGAAAUAUUUGAAGUAAUAUUUAGUAGUAUUUGAAGUAAUUCUUUUUUUAAAAAAAGUUCAACUGUAAAUAUGUCAUAGCAAAAUAUUGCUUUACAAAGUUGAUUUUGAAAUCUUUCAGAAAAAAAAGUUUUUAUCUGAAGCUUUAUGAAAGUGGUAAGUGGAAAAAAGUUUAAAUAAAUAGUAUGGUUCUGAAAAAAAAUCUUCAAUAGAAUAAACACUGCUUUCUUCAAAAUUGAACUUGUUUUAUAACACCUUGUUUUGCUGUUUAUGUAAACUGGUUUUGGGGUUGGUAAAAUUGUUAGCCACAAAGUUGCGUUUGCAAUUUGUUUAUCAAGUUUAAUAUGAAUUGACAUUAUUGAAAUGAUUCUUUAAUUGUUACAAAU
This is a messenger RNA of Thamnophis elegans (Western terrestrial garter snake), 1823 nucleotides long. It is a transcript of the gene YIPF4, whose product is annotated as Yip1 domain family member 4. Gene Ontology annotation, biological process: vesicle fusion with Golgi apparatus; endoplasmic reticulum to Golgi vesicle-mediated transport. The transcript has 6 exons. Gene Ontology annotation, cellular component: membrane; trans-Golgi network. NCBI's taxonomy places the organism in Eukaryota, Metazoa, Chordata, Lepidosauria, Squamata, Natricidae. The record is from RefSeq and is a predicted model, not a curated record. The coding region runs from base 175 to 939 and encodes 254 amino acids.